Molecule: messenger RNA, 774 nt
Organism: Adineta steineri
Lineage: Eukaryota; Metazoa; Rotifera; Eurotatoria; Adinetida; Adinetidae
Source: the annotation of a GenBank genome assembly
AUGACUGAUGCUGGCUUCUUCAGUUGUAAUGUUGCUGAUCGUGUUAUUUGUAUCUAUUGUAACCUUAUCUGUCAACAAUGGAUUCCAAAUAGUGAUGAUCCUAGUCAUAUUCAUAGGAUUCUUUCACCAAAAUGUUCUUAUAUCAUUGGUAUACUAACUGGAUCUCAAACGUCUAUUCCAGUCAUCAAUGAACAGUCAACUAAUAAUCAAUCAUUAACAUCAAAUAAUAAUGAUAAUCUAACAAAUGAACAUGCUCGUUGGUUUCCUCAUUGUGCAUAUGCUAAGCAACUAUGUGAUAGUGAAUUGUAUGAAAAUAUUCAAGAGUCGAAACGAAUACAUCAAGAUGAGAGUACAUUAUCACGUCUAGUUGCUGACCGUCUUGAUUUACCUGUUUCAAUAAAUUUGUCGAAAGAUAAUUUCAAAGCAUCUAUUGUGAAACGAUGUUGGGAAGAUCAACUUCGAUUAAAACAUAAAGAUUUUGAGAGUGAUUGUGAUCUGUGGAUAGCUUGCACAAUCCUUCAAAAACAAAUAGAAGGUAUAAAUGGUAAAAAAGAAAAUAUCGUUGUACCAAAUUUAGCAAAAAGAAACCGUCAAGAGAUAGAUCAAACAGAAUCAUUAUCAAAAUCAGCAGCAACUUCUACAGGAAGUGUCAAGAGAAUAAAAUUAUUCGCAAUAGAAAAUGCUAUACCAAAUUGUAUAGAUGAUAUAGUAUCAUCGAACUCUUGUAAUGAUUGCAGUGCUGCUCUUAUACCAUGCCGUCAUUCUUCUGAUUAA